AGCUUCGGACCAUCGAAUAUUCCACGUACCCUCCUUUGCCGCCUAUUCGUCCUCCUGCCUAAUAAUAAAUUCCGGUAAGCCCAAUUCGAUGCCUGGCGGCAUCCUAAUCUCCUCGCCUGUAUAGGUAACCGGCAUAACUCCAGCGGAAGACCACCUUCUUCCCUGCAAACGCAAACCAGAAUCGAAGAACCCCAAGGCCGGGAUGCUCCGCCUCUUGUCCCGGCCAUUCCGCCGCCUUCCCCGCUCCCCACGGCGGCGUUUCUCCUCCCAAACCUCCGGCGAGCCCUCACAACGCCACCUCAAAGAUUCCUCCUCCCCUCCUUCUCUCCUCGAGAAACCGCUCCCUUCUUCCCCUCUCUUCCCCCUUCCCUACUCACCCCGCCGCUCCCUACCCUUUUACGCCCUCACUGGAACCCUAGUCUCCUCCCUUGCCCUCGUCGCCUAUCUCUCCUACCCCUCCUCCGACGAUCGCCGCCGGUCCCGAUCGGAGCGAAUCUACGCAGACCUCGAGGAAACCCUAGAACGAUCCAAGGGCUCCGUGCAGAGGGUCCUGGACCAAAUGAAGCAGACCUUCGCCGCCGCCGCCGUCCUCUGGAACUUGCUCGCCUCCGUGCUGUCGACGGCCAAUCAGGAGGUCCGGUCCGGGUUCGAGCUACGGGUGGCGGCGCUUCUCGCAGACAUCUCGGCCGCGAACGGGGUCCGCCGGUCGGCCAUCGUGGGGGCGGGCAGCGGGGCCGUCGUGGACUGGUUGCUUGAGAGUGUGGCAUCGUCCGGGAACGGAGGGGAUCAUAGUGGUAUCCAGGCUGAGGCCGCGAGGGCGCUCGCGCACCUAAUCGCGGACCCUAAUGUAUGCCAGUCCGUGCUCGGGCGGCCCCAUGCAAUCCCGAAACUCCUCAAGUUCAUUUUCUCCUUCCAGCCCAAGAGGCCGAAGAAGCAGUUUAAACACACUUCGUUGGAUGGUCCAGAUUUUUGUAAAGGAAGGAGCAUGCUUGUUGCUGCCCUUAUGGAUGUAAUCACUUCAAACUGUGAUAAGAUAGAUCAUUCAUCAUUUCAGCCGUUGUUGCCUGGAAAUGCAGAUAUGAGAGAUAUUGCAGUAGCACUUGAAGUUGUUGAGCAAGGUGGAAUGCACUUUCAUGAUCACCAUGGGAAUGAAGAUGAUGAUGAUGGUGACCGAGGAAUGCGCGGAAUCGGGAUUAAAGUUCUUGGUGGCACAACUGUUUUGGGAUUUUCAGGAACAGACGGCUUCUUGAACUUGGGAAAGCUUGAUUAUGGUCACCUAGAAUCAUUUGUGCAUAUCUGCAAGAAUCUGGUAUUCCAAGAUAAUAGUUGCAGUUCACCAAAAAUUGAGAAAUUAACUUCUGUCACUGUCCCAGGCCUCUGGGAUGAUUUGCAGAGAGAACAUGUUGCUGUACCUUUUGCUGCAUGGGCUCUAGCAAAUUGGGCAUUGGCAUCAGAGCUUAACCGGUCUCAUAUUCAAGAACUUGAUAGAGAUGGGCAUGCUAUCAUGACUGCUUUAAUGGCACCAGAGAGAACAGUAAAAUGGCAUGGGAGCUUGGCGGCUCAAGCUCUUUUAGAUGAUUGGAAUUUGCCAUUGACUGUUUCUGUUCCAAAUUGGAGCUCCAGUCUUCUUUCUACAGCUUUUUACGCUAGUGAAGCUGAAGACGUCGCAUUGGCUCGAGUAGCAUUAUCAGCUUUUCUUGUCUCUAUUGACAGAAGUAAUGAUGCAAAGAAAGUGGUUAUGGAAAAGGGCCUUUAUCUCAUGAGAGGAAUAGCUAAACAGUCGGAAAAAUAUAAACAUUUGCAAGAAGCAUUAGCUAGGAUAUUGGAAUUACUUUAUGCAGCAGACAUGCACUUAUCUCUUGAGGAAAGUCAAAAGUGGUCUGGUAUUCUUCUUCGUUGGGUUUUUAGUCAAGCUUCCUUCGACACUACACGUCUUUCAGCUACAAAAAUCCUUUCUUGCAUCCUUGAAGACCAUGGGCCAGCUACAAUACCAAUUUCUCAAGGAUGGUUAACUCUCUUGCUCACUGAGAUUCUUGGAAUCAGCAAGAAAUCAUAUUUGAAAGCAAGCACUGACAAAGUAAAGACUCAAAUUGAUCAGUCCAAUGCUCAGUCAGCGGCACAAGUUGCCAAUCAGUUAGCCACUGCUGUUAUAAAACUAGCUGGGGUUCAGUUGAAAUCUGAGCCUGAUUCCUUUGAUGAAUUUCCUCUUGCUGAUUUUCUCUCUACUGAACCUUUUGCUGCAUUAUUUAAAAACAUGAAGAAGAAUAAUUUGCCCAAGUUUGAUGCUGCCGAUUCAGCAUUUGCUACACUUAAGGGUAUAAAAGCACUGACAGAGCUUUGUUCAGAAGAUGCUACAUGCCAAAGUACGAUAGCUAAAUUUGGAGUGCUUUGCUUGCUCAGACGCUUCCUUUUGGAUGAUGAUUAUGAAAAGCUUGCUGCUAACGAGACAUACGAUGCAUCAAGGCUUCUAGAGUCUCAAGAUCGGAAUUCAACUGUUUCUGGUGAUUCAUCUGCUACAGACCCUGAUGAUCAUUCUAGCAUAAGAGUUCCUCCUACAGCACAUAUUCGGAGGCAUGCUGCUCGGCUGCUUACAAUUCUGUCUCUUCUACCAAACAUUAAGAAAGCUAUUUUAGCAGAUGAAAUAUGGUGUAAAUGGCUUGAGGAUUGUGCCAGCGGGAACAUCCCUUGUUGCAGUGACCUUAAAAUUCAAAGUUAUGCCAGGGCAACUCUCUUAAAUGUAUUUUGUUCAGAAGAAGAAGAUUUAGAGGCAGGAAGUCAUAAGCAUCCUGAAAUGGAUGGAGGGAACCAAAAGACAAAGUGCCCUCAAUUUGAAGAUAUGAUAUUCUUGCUAAAUCCUGAAUUGCCAUACUGGAAAUGUCCUGACAAGAGCCAUUUGGGAAAUUCACAAGAUCCAUCUGCUUCGCCUUCUAAUGGUGGUAAAUGUAUUGAACAUGAGAUUGAUAGCACUUCCAGCUCUUCAGAUGGCUCGGAAGUAGUAUCCAAGUCAGCAGUUCCUUUACUGGAUGUUGUCUUUGUCCAUGGCCUACGUGGUGGGCCUUUCAAGUCGUGGCGCAUAGCAGAUAACAAGUCCUCAACAACCAGUAAAUCUGGCCUGGUAGAGAACAUAGAUCAAGAAGCUGGGAAACAGGGUACAUGCUGGCCAAGAGAAUGGCUUGCUGCUGAUUUUCCUGAUGCUCGCUUAUUUACUGUUAGAUACAAGACAAAUCUUACUCAAUGGUCGGGAGCUAGCUUGCCUCUUCAGGAGGUCAGUUCAAUGCUGCUAAGAAAGCUAAUUGGUGCGGGAAUUGGGAAUCGACCUGUUGUAUUUGUGACUCAUAGCAUGGGUGGACUGGUUGUUAAGCAGAUGUUAUUUCAGGCAAAGAUAAAUAAUCUGGACAAGUUUAUGAACAAUACGAUUGGAGUAGUGUUCUAUAGCUGUCCACAUUUUGGUAGCAAGCUUGCUGAUAUGCCUUGGCGUAUGGGCCUGGUUCUCCGUCCAGCACCAUCAAUUGGGGAACUAAGAAGUGGCUCCCCGAGAUUGGUAGAACUGAAUGACCUUCUUCGCCAUCUCCAAAAAAAAGGACUUCUUGAGGUUCUCAGUUUCAGUGAGACCCAGGUUACCCCAAUUGUUGAAGGUUAUGGUGGCUGGGCCUUUCGCAUGGAGAUUGUACCAAUUGAAUCUGCAUAUCCUGGCUUUGGCGAACUUGUGGUACUGGAUGCCACUGAUCAUAUAAACUCAUGCAAGCCAGUUAGCCGUAUUGAUCCAUCCUAUGCAGAGACGUUGGACUUCUUAAAGAAAUUGAAAGCACGCCUUACAUGAGUGUCCAUAUAUUUCAUUUAAGAUCUUAGUCCCUUUGAUGACAAGUUGUACUUUGAUAGCCACAAAAUUCUGCCAGGUUUUUUACAAAGUGCAGAAUUUGCUACAAAGAGCUUGUGAAGGUGCUAAUAGUAGAUAAUCUGAUAUUUCAUGAAAGCCUUUCAAGGGAAGAUUGUUAUGAAACAUGAAGCAUGAAGCAUUUAUAGGAACAUUCACCGGAUACAGGUUAUAGUUAUCUGCAUUCUGUUCUAAAGAAAAUCACUUGUAAAAGAAAUUACCCUCAUUUAUAUGAGUGCAAAUGUCUCGCACCUUGUAAGAAAAUUUUGUAAGAGAAACAGGAAACAUCUGUAUAUAUAAUUUGUUGAAUUUUUUAAUUUUGUCA
Phoenix dactylifera (date palm) is the source of this 4199-nucleotide messenger RNA. Its product is annotated as alpha/beta-Hydrolases superfamily protein. NCBI's taxonomy places the organism in Eukaryota, Viridiplantae, Streptophyta, Magnoliopsida, Arecales, Arecaceae. The record is from RefSeq and is a predicted model, not a curated record.